AUGUGGUUGGUGGCCAAUGAACAGGCGGUCCAGAGGGCUCUGACCGACGCACUGAUCGGUGAUCGUAAGGACCGGUUGAGUGCCGCCGACCAGCGAUUAGCUAAAAAUAAAUCAAAAACAUUCGUUCGAGUUCUGUUCCCCACAACCCAACUGUCCCUCACUAUUAUAACCCCAUCCGUAGACACAGUCAUCACCGGUGACCACAAUAUCGAUAGACUUAGUCCCAUUUCGCCGCCACACCGACCCCUCCACCAGCCUUCGUCGAUCAUCACUAUAUCAGUCGACAUUCAGCGUAUACUAGACUUUGUAUUACUCGCGAACCUGGUCUGGUCGGCGCCCUUUCAGAUCGCCAUCGCUUUAGUCUUAUUGUGGCGCCAAUUAGGGGCCGCCAGUCUCGCAGGACUCGUAUUUUUGGUGAUUUUAAUGCCAUUUAACGCAUAUAUGGCUAAUAAAGUGCGAAAAUAUCAAGUGAUUCAAAUGGAGGCGAAGGACCAGAGGGUUAAACUCAUGAGUGAAAUAUUGAAUGCCAUAAAAGUGUUGAAAUUGUACGCCUGGGAGAAGCCGUUCGGUGACCGAGUGGUCAGCGCCAGGGAUAAGGAGGUGAAUGCGCUGAACAAAGUGGCCGUAUAUGAGGGCGCAAUGAUAUUCACGUUUGUCGGUUUAUUCAGCUUUAUGGCAUUUGUCUUAAUGUCUUCCGAUAAUAUUCUCGACCCUAACAAAGCGUUCGUGUCGUUGACGUUGAUAUCCCUUAGGGUCGCGUUGGGCGCAAUUAAUAUACUGACCCUUGCCUGUUUGGGUUUCGUUUCGUUGGCACCCAAACUUAAAAUUAUGAUAUUUUCCAACACUAAAGUGACUCCAAACAUACCAGGCAAGGGUCAGUAUAUUAAUUGCGCCCAACGCGACCUUAGGUGUUGGGUAUCCCUAAACAGAAUCGAUCGCUUCAUGAAUGCCAACGAAAUUAAUGAAAAUACUAUUUCUAUGGAUAAAAAUAAUGCAAAUAAAUCGAUAAUUGUUAGGAAUGCAACAUUUUCCUGGAAUAUAGGGCCUGGAUCUGCGGUACUCAACAAUAUAUCGCUGGAAGUAUCUGACAAGAGAUUAGUGGCUGUCGUGGGUUCGGUGGGCGCCGGGAAGUCGUCUCUAUUGGCCGCACUGUUGGGCGAAUUGGCAAUACUCGAGGGCAGCGCUGGUGUCAACGGAACCGUCGCUUACGUACCGCAAGAGCCGUGGAUUCAGAAUAAGACACUCAAAGAGAAUAUUGUGUUCACUAAUGAAUUAAAUGAUGAAUACUAUGAACGAGUGCUCGAAUCGUGUGAUUUAGUGCCAGACUUGUCGGUCCUUCCGGACAGAGAUAUGACAGAAAUCGGGGAAAAGGGUAUCAAUUUGUCCGGCGGUCAGAAACAGAGGGUUUCACUCGCGAGGGCUGUCUAUUCUAACCGCGAUAUCUAUUUACUCGACGACCCGUUAAGCGCUGUCGACCCACAUGUGGGCAAACAUUUGUUUGACAAAACUAUCGGUAGAAACGGUUUAUUAAAAGACAAAAUACGAAUAUUGGUUACAAAUUGUGUCACUAUUUUGCCAAAUGUGGAUCAAAUUGUGGUCAUAAAAAAUGGUUACGUCUCGGAAUCGGGAACUUAUGAGGAGCUGAUCUCAAAAAAUGGUUAUUUCGCCCAAUUUGUGGCCGAAUAUCUAUCGGAACAGCCGGACAAUGAACUGGAAAAUGAAGAUAAGUUUAGCGAUGAAUCGGUAAAGUGUCUAAAAGAGCAAACAUUUGACAAAAACAUUAUUCAACAAAAAUUAACAAUCAAAACGAGCGCACAGAUGACCGGAGCCGAGCGCUCGGAAACGAGCUCUGUUGGACUCGGAGUAUACAAAAAAUUUAUUUCACUAAUUGGUGGCCGAUUUUGCGCCGCCAUUAUUGUGUCGGCUGUGGCCGCGACAACGGCUCAGAUAUUAUCGGGCAUUUGGCUGAGCGAGUGGUCGGACGACUCGCUUGACUCAAUCAAUAUAGUAAACGACACAAAUGGGCGUUACGUACGGCUCGGCGUUUACGCCGGAAUCGGUGUGUUUGACACGAUUUUCAAUUUAAUCGCCAACAUUGGCAUCAGUUUGGGCUGCAUUCGGGCGGCCAAACACUUGCAUAACAUAAUGUUGAACCGCGUAUUGAAAACACCAAUGCAGUUCUACAACACAACACCGAUGGGUCGGAUCCUGAAUUGGUUCAGCGGUGACAUGGAUUCGACGGACGUAUCGCUCGUAUUCAGCGUUCGGAUGACAAUAACGCUGUUUUUGCGGGCAUUCGUCGCCCUAUUUAUGAUUAGUUUGGAGACGCCUAUCGUAUUGACGGCAAUCAUUGUCACGGCUUUCAUCUAUUAUUACAUUCAAAAGCUAUAUAUCCCGAGCUCUCGACAACUCAAACGCAUUGAGUCGACCACUCGUUCGCCAAUAUAUAUUCAUUUUGGCGAAACAGUCAGCGGUUCCGCCAGUAUUAGGGCUUACGGAGUGUCCCAUCAGUUCAUACAAGAGUCCAAUAGACGGGUCGAUGAAAACCACAUGUGUUAUUAUCCGUGCUUUACAGCCGCCCGAUGGCUGGCCAUUAGGCUUGAAUUUCUGGGCUAUUGUAUUGUAUUUGUGACGGCGGUGUUGGCUGUGUUGUAUAAACAUAAACUAACGCCCGGUGUCGCGGGUCUGGCCAUUAGUUACGCGCUAAACAUAACCAGUGUUUUGGCGUCGUUUGUAAAAACUGUGUCGACUCUCGAAACCAAUAUCGUAUCCGUCGAGAGGUGUCUGGAAUAUACGCACAGUCCGACAGAACCUGAAUGGUAUAAUAAGGCGACAAAACCUCUGCCCCACUCGUGGCCGGAAAGGGGAGAAAUAAAGUUCAGUGAAUACAGCGCUAGAUAUCGGGAAGGAUUGGAUUUAGUGCUUAACGCGAUUACAUUCGCAGUGAAACCCGCAGAGAAGGUGGCAAUAGUCGGCCGAACCGGCGCCGGAAAGUCGUCGCUAACUCUGGGGCUGUUCCGACUCAUAGAGCCGGUCAACGGCGCCAUACUUAUAGACGACGUGGACAUCAGUGCACUCGGUUUACAUGAGUUGAGAUCUCGGCUAACAAUUAUACCGCAAGAGCCGACUCUUUUCACGGGAACAUUGCGUCACAAUUUGGAUCCAUUCAACCACUGGUCGGACAACGAUAUCUGGCGGGCGUUAGAGUUGGCACAUCUCCGGCCAUUUGUAGACACAUUGGAAAAGGGAUUGAGUCAUGAGAUCUCUAAAGGCGGCGACAAUCUAAGUGUUGGACAAAAACAGUUGAUUUGUUUGGCCAGAGCUUUGUUGAGGAAAACUAAGGUCUUGGUGUUGGACGAGGCGACCGCUGCGGUUGAUAUGGAAACGGAUGACUUAAUCCAAGAGACGAUUAGAAACGAGUUUUGUUUGUCAACUGUGGUUACGAUCGCUCAUCGAUUGAAUACAAUCAUAGAUUACGACAAAGUGUUGGUAAUAGAUAAGGGAAUGGUAGCCGAGUUUGAUUCACCCCAUCAUCUCUUGCAAAACACUAACUCUAUCUUCUAUUCAAUGGCCAAAGAGGCAAAUCUGGUCUAA
Medioppia subpectinata is the source of this 3594-nucleotide messenger RNA. The record is from the annotation of a GenBank genome assembly. NCBI's taxonomy places the organism in Eukaryota, Metazoa, Arthropoda, Arachnida, Sarcoptiformes, Oppiidae.